CAGGUAGUAUGAUAAAACAUUUUAUCAGGGAAAGGGACGUACCCAGGAAGUUACUAAGUUGUAAAGUUAAGUGAUUUCGAGAAUUGUAAAGAUUAUUUCGGCAAAAUAUUUCGUGGGGUAUUUUGCGGAUGGUCAGUUUCAGUUGUUCUUCGGGUGUCUUUGAGUACUAGCCACAAGCAAAACUAAAAGCAUGGAGAAUCUCGUACUUUACCUCACGUUAAUCAUCACAUUCCUCAUUAGAGAAUUUAACGCUGAAACGCUAGAAAUACUGUCAAGUACCCCACCAACGGAUCCGUUUAAAAAUGACAACAGCAACGUUGAAAAGAAAGAAGUAGAUGUGCCGGAAAACUCCCUGCAAAACUCACUGGCCACCCAAAACACCCAACACCCUGUACAAGGGUACAUGCCCCAGCCGGUUUAUCCUAUUUAUACCGGAGGGUACUUUUACCCAGGUAUCAACCCUAAUUCGGUAAUGGAGACCAAUCAGCAGGUUCAAAAUAGCGGCACGUAUUUAUCUUCGGUACUACCUGUAGCACAGAUGGGAUUUGAAAUUAUCCGUAAUCUCUUUCUGUAUUUUCUCAUAAGAUAUUUCGUAUUAAAAUUAAUUAAAGUUUUUAAUCUGAUUUUGGAACUUCGUGACGUUUUAAUAACAGACGAAACUUCCGUUCUUCUUACUAAGGCUGCAUUACAGGCUGGAUUAAAAUUAUUCGCUAAAGUAGGUUUAUUUGCUAUAGCAGGAGCAGCUUUGUUAGUGAUUGGUGGUAUAUUUACUACGAUCGUGUGUAGUUUAACCCCUAUUUGCACUAUAACGUUCAACGGAUACGACUUUAAAGCCUUGAAUAAGGACACUGUAAGAUCUUUGAUGACCCCAGAAAAGAUUGCAUCGGCAGCUGCCUUGGUUCAAGAUGCCAUAGGAAAAUACCAAAGACUACAGAGGGCAGUAGGACAACACUAAAUUGAAAAUAUGAAGCUU
Sitophilus oryzae (rice weevil) is the source of this 973-nucleotide messenger RNA. RefSeq lists its product as uncharacterized. NCBI's taxonomy places the organism in Eukaryota, Metazoa, Arthropoda, Insecta, Coleoptera, Curculionidae. The transcript is spliced from 5 exons. The coding region runs from base 191 to 955 and encodes 254 amino acids. The record is from RefSeq and is a predicted model, not a curated record.